Cicer arietinum (chickpea) is the source of this 1990-nucleotide messenger RNA. RefSeq lists its product as uncharacterized. The record is from RefSeq and is a predicted model, not a curated record. Lineage: Eukaryota; Viridiplantae; Streptophyta; Magnoliopsida; Fabales; Fabaceae.
CUUAUUAUAAACUAGUGGCCCUGUCUAUUUUUUCCUUAUGAAUGCAUAUGAACUGUAUUUAUGAAUGAAGAGACAUUUACAUUUUGUGAUUUGCUAAAUAAAUGGAGUAGUUGGUGUUUCUUGUUUUCGGUCUCUUUUAACAUAUGCAUUUUCUCAUUAAAUGUAAUAGUGUGACUUGUGUGUAAGGUAUCGUUUGCGGAAGUACCCUCAUAUUUUGCUGAUUUGGAAAGCGCGCGUUUCUUCUUCGUUUUACAUUCAGUUCCGAACCCAGACAUGGCGAUGGCGUGCACUCAUACUUCACAAUCUGCUUUGAUUCUUCGCCUGAUUUUCCUUUGGACUUCUGCAGUUCUUGUAUUCGCCAAUCAACGCUCCUUAUUUAUUAUUCAAAAUACUACACUGCAGCUAUCCUCGGGCUUGCCUGUGGUAAACUCUCCUGGUUCUAAGCCUGGUGCUACGGUGUUUGUUGAAAGAGUUCAUAUACAUGGAUUGUCAAGGUUUAGAAACUUGGGGAAAUUUGCUCAUUCUGUGAAAGUGAAGGUGUUACCUACAGAUUCAAAUGUUCGUCUGCCAAAUAUAGAGGUUUGCUUUCAUAGGAAUGCAUCUCUUGCUACGGGGAUGUGCCCACAAGGCCAGUGGGAGAAAGUUGCCAAGGGAUCUUGGGUUCAGCCAAUGUCUCCUUUUGACCAUAAGCUCUUAGACAUAAGGACCGCUGGUUCAACACUGGAGAAUUUUGAGGUGUCCGCGGAAGAAGAAUUUUUUCUGUAUCGCAUUAUAUUGUUAAUAUUGGGUAUUAUUCUGAUGAGCUCGGCAUCCUUUUUAAGCCAAUCGUUAGCAUUUUAUUAUAGCAGUGCAAUGGCAAUCGGAAUAAUUCUUGUGAUAUUGAUCAUUCUUUAUCAGGGAAUGAAACUUCUUCCAACUGGUCGGAAGAGUUCCCUCGCUAUAUUUUUAUAUUCAUCUGCUAUUGGUUUCGGGACUUUUCUCCUCCGUUACAUUCCCGGUUUAGUUCGUUCCAUACUUACGGAGCUAGGAAUUGAUGAAGACAUGUAUAAUCCUUUGGCUAUAUUUUUGCUCACUUUUGUCGCAAUAGCUGGAGCCUGGUUAGGAUUCUGGGUGGUCCAAAAGCUUGUCCUGACUGAAGAGGGAUCUGUGGACAUAAGCACUGCUCAAUUUGUUGCAUGGUCCAUAAGGAUUUUGGCUGCUAUUAUGAUUCUUCAGAGUUCUAUGGAUCCUCUGUUGGGAACAUCAGCAUUAUUAUGUGGAUCGGUCGUCCCCUCCUUGAAAAGGAUACUUAGAUUGAGAUUCUUUCGUCGCUUGCGCAGGCGUUUGGUUAAAUCACCCAAGAAAAACAGGAGGAGUUUCCAGGUUUCUAAUCCAUCACCUUUUGAUGAUGAAGAUGAUGAGCAUAUGUACAAUAUAGAGGACUCUACAUUUAUUCGGCCACAACUGAAAAGCUCCCCUAUGACCCCUUGCAAAACUUCAAAACAAGGCUUCAAUAGGUCGCUUCCUAAAACGCUGACAGAGGAGUUAUAUCCAUCCAUCAUACACACUACACCUGAGAGAAGAAAAUAUUCAGCAGCAGAAUGGGAUGCGUUCACGAAGAAGUCCACUGAAAAAGCCUUGGAAGAGCUUGUUGCAUCUCCUGAUUUCGGUAAAUGGCUGUCCACCAAUGCAGAUAGGAUUAGUGUAACGCCCAACUCUGAAACUGAUAGACGGCACAGGUGGUUGUGGUCUUGAGUGACUUUUCUUUUUCACGAAAUGAAUGAUAGCUUCGUCAAUGUAGUUUAGAGAAACAAAGAGGGUUUCGUGUCUCUGUCUAACAGUUGGUUCUCCUACACAGAAAGUAAAACCGGAAGGGCAAUGUUGUAGAUUGGAUAAGCUUUAAUUGUGUAAAUUUUUCGUUAGAGAUUUUACAUUUCAUGUUAAAGCCAUUAGAGUAAUUACACGGCACACUGGCUUCUUAACACGCGAGAUUUCCCACUAAAGAGACUUC